AUGCUGGAGAGCGGCGGCAAGCCGGUGAAGGAGGGCGUGCUGGAGAAACGCAGCGACGGCUUGCUGCAGCUCUGGAAGAAGAAGCGUUGCAUCCUCACCGAGGAAGGGCUUCUGCUUAUCCCGCCCAAGCAGGAGCCGGCGGCGGCGGCUUCUUCUCCUGCCAACGGAGAGACGGCGGUGGCCGCCGUCAAGAUCAAGCAGUUACCCUUCUCCACCAUGAAGACAGUGGACUGCGUAGAACGGAAGGGCAAGUACAUGUAUUUCACAGUGGUGAUGGCCGAGGGGAAGGAGAUCGACUUUCGGUGCCCACAGGAUGAAGGCUGGAACGCCGAGAUCACGCUGCAACUCGUGCAGUACAAAAACCGGCAGGCCAUCCUGGCGGUCAAGUCGACCCGGCAGAAGCAGCAGCACCUCGUCCAGCAACUCGGGCCCCGCCUCCGGAGCGCCUCCAACUCCGCCUAG
Protobothrops mucrosquamatus (brown spotted pit viper) is the source of this 462-nucleotide messenger RNA. It is a transcript of the gene PHLDA1, whose product is annotated as pleckstrin homology like domain family A member 1. The record is from RefSeq and is a predicted model, not a curated record. The coding region runs from base 1 to 462 and encodes 153 amino acids. NCBI's taxonomy places the organism in Eukaryota, Metazoa, Chordata, Lepidosauria, Squamata, Viperidae. Gene Ontology annotation, cellular component: nucleus. The transcript has a single exon. Gene Ontology annotation, biological process: positive regulation of apoptotic process. Gene Ontology annotation, molecular function: phosphatidylinositol phosphate binding.